Messenger RNA from Fopius arisanus, 5649 nucleotides. It is a transcript of the gene Lpin, whose product is annotated as phosphatidate phosphatase LPIN. The coding region runs from base 952 to 4242 and encodes 1096 amino acids. Gene Ontology annotation, molecular function: transcription coactivator activity; phosphatidate phosphatase activity. Lineage: Eukaryota; Metazoa; Arthropoda; Insecta; Hymenoptera; Braconidae. Gene Ontology annotation, cellular component: nucleus. The record is from RefSeq and is a predicted model, not a curated record. The transcript is spliced from 9 exons. Gene Ontology annotation, biological process: fatty acid catabolic process; cellular response to insulin stimulus; triglyceride biosynthetic process.
GGCCUUCCUCAUAAACACGUUUUAGUUACAAUACAACUUUGAGAAAAACAACGUUAUUAUAUAGCCAAGAGAAGGGGAUAUGUACGCACUGGUUGGAGUAACUUCGCCGUUUCGACGAUAAAACUUUCAGUCAGAGUCUGACGCUCAUCCGGAGUGCAUGUGUUUUUUUUUUUAUUCAGCUUCUUCACUCAAAACGUGAUUACGAUAUUUUAAGUGAUUGAACUUUACGUGAAGAAGACACAACAGCUGUGAAUUAACUGCGGGAUAUUCUAACUCGAAAUUUCCGCUGUUGCGAUCACGUGGUCUAGUCGUCUUUAUCGACCAGAGUUGUGAUACAGCUGAGCUGUCAUUGGGUUUAACCAGCACCACGUGAUCCCUGACGUUUCCCUGGUGGAGUGUCCCCCACCUCCUGGAAAAACGUGUAUACAGGGCCGGUGGUAGGCUCAGUCCAGUGAGAUAACCCAGGAGAGCCCCCAGAGGGACAAAGGAUCUCAAGGGCGUACACAGCACGUCAAUUUCGCCCGUGAAAGUGAAAAAAAAAACCAUAAAAAUCGUUAAACAAUAGAUACCACAUCCUGGUGGUGAAUUCGAGGGUUUUCGUCACUUCCUGGGGAUCACUUGUGCGGGGAAAAAAUCGUUGGGGGUGUCAUUUGCCCAGGAAUUCUCUGCAGACUGUUAAUUAAUUUAACAUUGAUGAGAGACAACAGCCAGAAGUAAUUUUGAGGUGCUAAAAUGCCAAGGGACGACGUAAUGGAGUAAUUCGGUAUCACUCAGUGUCAGAAUCAUUGGAUGAGACACAACUGCGAUUGAUUAAAUCAGCUCCAGCCUGUCCAGACAAAGGGGAUACGUUAUUUCAUGGUGUGAGGGCCUCAUUGAGUAUUGGGAGAGAUUCAGGAAGCCUGAUUAUAAUUCGCACGGUUAUUUGGCACUGGCUGUGUGCUUGGCAUUAUCAUGUACAGCAUGAACUACAUUGGAAAGUUUAUCAGCAAUUUUCGGGAUUUUUACAACGAGAUUAAUGCUGCUACCUUGACUGGUGCGAUCGAUGUGAUUGUCGUUGAGCAGGAAGAUGGCUCAUUCAGUUGUUCACCAUUUCAUGUUAGAUUUGGAAAGCUCGGGGUUCUCAGAUCUCGAGAAAAAGUGGUGGAUAUAGAAAUUAAUGGUGAGCCUCAGCAGAUUCACAUGAAGCUGGGGGACUCGGGUGAGGCAUUUUUCGUCGAGGAAGUCCCCUAUGAUGGCUUUCACAGGAUUGCAGAGAUUCCACCGCACCUGGCGUGCUCACCGAUUCCAGAGGACAACUGCUUUCCACCCCCCAGGUUUCACCUGCUGUCGGAUCUUCCCAAGGAGCAGCACGAGAAGAUCCUGAGGGACUCGGUCAUUUCGAUUGAGCGUGAGAAGCUCGAGCAGAUGUCGUCUCUGCCUCCAGACCAGCGAGAGAAAUUUCUUAUCGAGCAAUUUUCAGAUCUCCCAGCUGAUGAACGAGACAAGUGGCUGGUUAUAGCAUCCAUGACCUAUGAGGAGAGAGAUAAGAUAUUCAAGGAGAGUGUCAGCACCAUGUCGACGCUCCAAAAGCAGCAGAUGAUCCGGGAUGAGUAUUCAGCGUUGAAGAUUGAGGACAGGGAGCGACUUUUCAAGGAGAAUUUUCCUGAGCUACCAGCUGAGCAAAGGCCAUCCUUCGAGAAGGCGUUGCUGAACGACUGGAGGUCCAAGGAUGAGAUCCAGGAGAAGGUGAUUGAAAAAAAUCCACCACAGAUUGAGGAGGAGAUCUUUGAUAUGGAUAAUAUCGAUGAGGAGCCGAAACCAGUGGUCUCCACUCCCAAGUCCUUCGUUGCUGUCACCUCCACGGAGAGGAUCAGAAAAAUAAGUGUUGUUAAUAACGACUUCAGACCCAUCUCCGAUGAUCCGCAGAGCAGUGCCAAGGAGAAAUCCAGUGAUGAAUCCAUUGUCAGCGCUGAAAAGAAGAAUGUCAAGGAGGAGGUGACAGAGGACACGAAGACACCAUCGAUGUCGAAGAGAAAGAGGAAGAGGAAGAGCAUUAUGAAGAAGAAGGGCUCACAGAGGAAGACGAGCAAUGGAAGCAGCAGUCAGACGGAGGUCAGUGAGAGCGAGAUUGUUGCUGAGGUGCCUCAGGUUGAGCCUGAGGAGAAAGAGUUGCCUGUUGAGGGUAAUCCCCCGCCGGACACUGACUUUCAUUUCUUCAGUGACACUGAGAUAACAAAGAACCGGGAUUCUAGGCCAAGUUCACCUGUGCAAUCGGAUACUGAGUUUGAGAUGAGGAAAAUCGAGCAGGAGGGAAAGGAGAGGGAUGAGGAUAAAGGACAUCAGCAAAGCUGGAGAUGGGGAGAGCUGCCUAGCCCUCCACCAGAGACACAUCCCAUGAGUUCAUCUGCUACUUCUGCACCUCAGAGUGAUGCUGAGGCACAGCGUUCAAUGCUCAGCGGUAUGUUCUCCUUCAUGAAGAAAACUUCGCGUGUUAGGCACAAUCCAGAAUCGGAGGGAAUUUAUCUCAGUGAUUUGAAUGCCGAUGAGUUGGAUCCAGAAGUUGCUGCGUUGUAUUUUCCAACUUCACAUCGUGGAGCUACCGUUGCCAAAGAGAGAAAAGCAAUGGACGAGGAAGACACGGAAUCAGGAAAUGGUCCGAGUUUACCCCAGAGUCCAAAUAGCGUAGAGGGUGCCAUUGGAGGUCCGAAAUCCCUAGAUAGUGAUUUUGAUGAGCAAAAGCAAUCCAUGUUCGAUUCAAAUUUCGAUGUGAGCCUAUCAUUGUGCGGUGGACUCGAUACUGAUAAUGGCCCCACCGAAGAAUCAUUUCAUCAGAAUCAACUGCGAUUCGAGGACAUUUGCACCGACAUUAAACUAUUCGAUAAUCCAAAUUUGGUUGUUAAGAUCAAUGGAAAGUUUUACAAUUGGACAAGUGCCUGUCCAAUUAUUGUCACAUUAGCUGCUUAUCAGAGGUGUUUGCCACAGCACACUAUUGAAAAUUUGUAUUCAUUGCCAAUGCAUCAAGAUAAAAAGGAGGGGAGUGUACUCCAGGAUGUGGGUAAGACUGAUGAGGUCAGGAGUAGUUACAGCUCUUGGUUCUCCUGGAGGAGAGCCUCCUCACAACCACCGAAAAAAUCAUCAGAGAUGAACGAAGAUGGAUCUAAAGGACACAUUUCAGAGCUCUCUAGUGAAUUAAAAUCCCCAGCAACAGCUGGCGAAUCUGGUCCUGAAACAACACAAGAAUUAAAAGAAGAAUCCCGUGAAGAUACUUCUGUCCAGCCGGAGGUGGAACUCCUGCUCUCCAGCAGCCCAGAGGAUCCAAAGGACUUAUCAAAGAUCUCGGAGAAAUCCGCAGAGCGUGAGGGAGAGGGUUACAGUGGCUCAGAAGAUUCAGACAGCAACCAGAACGAACCCCAGGGUGUGAAGAUUCCGAAGGAACGCAGGCCCUACUACGAACCCACCGAAAAAUACAGAAAAACAUUGAGAUUGUCAUCCGAGCAGAUAGCAAGCCUGAACCUGAAGGAGGGCCCCAACGAAGUAGUCUUCAGCGUGACAACUGCCUAUCAGGGUACCACCAGGUGCAAGUGCCACAUCUACAGAUGGAAGUGGAACGAUAAAAUCGUUAUUUCGGAUAUCGAUGGGACUAUUACAAAGUCAGAUGUCCUGGGACACAUUCUCCCGAUAGUGGGAAAAGAUUGGGCCCAAUCUGGAGUCGCUCAGCUCUUCACGAAAAUAAAAAAUAAUGGGUACAAACUGCUGUACCUGUCUGCUCGGGCUAUUGGUCAGGCAAGAGUCACCAGAGAGUACCUGAAGAGUAUAAAACAAGGGGAUCUUUCACUCCCUGAGGGACCACUGCUGCUCAAUCCCACUAGUUUGAUUUCUGCAUUCCACCGGGAGGUUAUUGAGAAGAAACCUGAGAGAUUCAAGAUUUCUUGUCUCAGUGACAUUCAGGCACUCUUCCCUGAUGGCUCUAAACCCUUUUAUGCUGGUUAUGGCAAUCGAAUCAAUGAUGUCUGGGCGUACAGAGCUGUUGGUAUUCCUAUCAUGAGAAUUUUCACGAUUAAUCAUCGUGGGGAGUUGAAGCACGAGCUGACGCAAACAUUCCAGUCAUCGUAUUCAAACAUGAGUUUCAUCGUCGAUCACCUGUUCCCGGCCCUUCGGGAGGACGCCGCCGAUGAGUUCAGCAAUUUUUCGUACUGGCGUGAUCCCAUUCAGGAGCUAUCGAACAUCGGAGAGAUUUUGAGCGAAGUAGUGGCGAUUCAGUAAUCCUACCGCUGAAAAUCCUAAAACCAAACUAAACUGCUUAUCUAUUUCGUUAUCAUUGUGUUCGUGGAAAUAACUGUCACUGAUUCGCGGAAUCGAGACUAUUACGAUGAUAAUAAUAGUAAAUAGUCGUCAAUCGCAUUCAACUUUUGUACUCUACGAAUUGAAAAAAUAAUGCAAAUCACUGUUCAAUCGCUUGAGGCAAAUACUUGGCGGAGAAAAAAUACUAUCGGAUCGUUAUUAUCCGUUGCUUUAUGUAUUUUCGUAGUGAGAUGAGUCAGCAGGAUGUGAAAUUGUGAAGAUGAUAGCAUUCCAAUGAUGGAUAUGUGAAUAGUGGGUUAAUUUAUUUAUUAUGAGUUGAUUAUUUUUGGUUUUGGAAAUGAGGGAAGAGGCCUACAAUGUUUCAUUCUGCCUUUUCAGGGAAUUUCUAGUCGAGAAAUUAAAUGGAUUUAAUCCUUAGAUUUAUUGAAAAUCGAGAUGUCAGUCUCCAGCAAUUGCCCCAUCAUUUUUUGAUAGUGAAAAAAAAUUAAUCGAAGGAAACUGUUACCUUUGUGUCUUUUUGGAGAUAAUUUAUAUUUAUUUUUGUACAAUUUACUCUCUCAAUUGGCACUUGGCUGCCACCUUAGACUUAAAUAACAGGAAAAAUUAUGAAGUGGACGUGAAUUCAUUGCGUUGUGAUAUUUGGAUGAAAUUUGCAGGCAGAAUUUAUCUCAAUUGAAUAUGCAAAGUUGUGAUUAUAACUUUUCACCCCUCGACAAGGGAAUUGACAAGAGUUAAAUAGUCACCAACUGAUUGUACGUUUUCUAUUUUUUGUGAUUAUUUUCUAUUUAUUUAAAAAUCUUGAAAACGGUGAUUUGUUUUCGUGGCAGAAUUGAAUUCGGAUGGUCGCAGUGCGAUUCUCUGUCUAACCAGAAUUUUCCUGGCUAAUGAUAAUUAAUUAAACAAAAAAUGACAAAAAAAAAGCUGUAGGCUAGCCGAAAGAUUCCGAUAGAUUAAUCGAAAUUGACGGAUUAAUCUUGUCGCCAAGUUUGUAAAUACUGUAGGCCAUUAUUAUUUCUUACAAUUAUCAUUAGAGUAGUUAUUUUUUUUUCAUGGAAUUUAUACUAUAGUUUGAAUGAAUUUAAUCCUGUAGUUCAGUUAAUUGAUUAUUAAUUUUUUUAUGGAUUGAAAAAUGAAGUUUGAUGGACCAGAUAGAUCUCACUCGCUGCACACGCUUAGCUAUACCGAAAGGUUUGAAAUCGUACUAAAGAAAUGUGUUUUUGUAUUCGGAGUAAGAUGUGAUGAAGCUGGAAAUAUUUUCCUCCAGGAGUUUCACUGUCCCUGGAAGUGUUCGAGCUUCAGCUAAAUGUCAUGAAUGUCUGUAGCAAAAAGAGAAAGAACAAGGAAAAUAUAUAAAGAGUAAUCAGCUUA